AAGUGCAGAAGUGCAUUGAUAUGUAUGGUAAACAGUCGUUCGCGCAAUUGCUCUGUUAGUUGCCCUCGGACGCUCUCAACAAGCGCCACGUCUUGUCAACACUGUGCUCAAAUCAGUGCUAAUCAUGCCUGUGACGUACUGGAAGAUUCCACAGAACGAAAUCAUCGAGAAGUUCACAGUGAGUCGCCCAAUUGAGCUGUCGGAGGUGAACAACACCGAUCAGCCGGAAGACAUUCCGGUGGCCAAGAAGUGGUCGCUGCAGCCCUGCGUGCUGUUCCCCACCUUCGGCCAGAUCUACCCCGAGAUCCAGAGCCUGAAGGGGCGCCCCAGUGACAUCUGGGUCGUGAGCUUCCCCAAGUGCGGCACAUCGUGGACACAAGAGAUGGUGUGGCUGCUGGACAAUGACCUGGACUUCGAGACGGCGCGCAGCACUCUGCUAACGGAUCGCUUUCCCUACUUGGAGCUCAACUACCUGCCGAAUGGCGAACGUGGCCAGACGGUGAGAAAGUUGACCGAGAUGCAGGGUCAGCGGUACAUCAAGAGCCACCUUCCAGCCCACAUUCUGCCCAAAGACAUGUGGCGCGUCAAGAGCAAGGUGAUCUACGUGGCCAGGAAUCCCAAGGACGCCGCCGUGUCCUUCUUCCACCACUGGAGGAACAUGGGCCGAUACACUGGCAGUCUCGAUGACUUUCUCGAUGUCUUCGUCAAUGACUACAUCAUGUGUGGACCUUUUCACAAUCAUAUUCUUGACUUCUGGCGCAUGAGGGAUGAGGAAAAUGUCCUCUUUAUCACAUAUGAGGAGAUGAAGCGUGAUCUUGAAGGUGUUAUUAAGAAGACCUGCGCCUUCCUCGGCAAAGACUAUCCUUCUGAUCGCAUUGAGGAGCUGAAGAAUCAUCUGUCCUUCAAGUCAAUGCGAGAGAAUGACAAAAUUAAAAUCGAACACUUCACGGGCGUUUAUCAGGAUUGGCAGGAUCACACGUAUAGAUUUGUGCGAAAAGGCGAAGUGGGUGGCUAUAAAUCAGAAAUGUCUGCGCACUGGAUUGAGAAGUUCAACAAGUGGUCCAUGGAUAAACUCCGUGGGAGCGACUUUAAAUUUGAGGAAUAGAU
Messenger RNA from Phlebotomus argentipes, 1107 nucleotides. RefSeq names its product luciferin sulfotransferase-like. Gene Ontology annotation, molecular function: sulfotransferase activity. The record is from RefSeq and is a predicted model, not a curated record. Lineage: Eukaryota; Metazoa; Arthropoda; Insecta; Diptera; Psychodidae. The transcript is spliced from 3 exons. Gene Ontology annotation, biological process: sulfation. The coding region runs from base 125 to 1105 and encodes 326 amino acids. Gene Ontology annotation, cellular component: cytoplasm.